AAAGCAGAAAAAGGAGCACGAUAAUGCAUGCAAAUAUUGUCUGACGGCAUACUUUCGAAAACGAGAGUCUUGUCAUCUUACAGCUGCACCAAACGCGUGAUUACAACAAGUAAGGGAUCAGUAUUUACGCGUUAAUAGCGGGAACAGUUAGUUGUUGAAACAAUUUAAUGCAGAAUCAAAUUGUUAAGGGCUAUAAGAACCUCGCUCACAUCCAUCAAUCUCUCAUCAACGAUCGACCUCUCCGUCCUAAUUAAAAUCACAAACAAAAUGGUAAGUUUUACAAGGGAAGGUGCUUUGUUAUCCUUGCUCUGUCUUAAUGUGCUAGUAGUGAGUGUGCUUGCGAGAGAUGUAGUGGCCGUUGAAAAUGAGGACGAGAAGUUCCUAGGUGUUGAAAAGGGUGGAGGAUUUGGUGGUGGAUUUGGCGGAGGAGGUGGUGCAGGUGGUGGGUUUGGGGGUGGAGCUGGUGGAGGUGGUGGGUUUGGGGGUGGAGGCGGGGGCUUUGGUGGCGGAGCCGGUGGCGGGUUUGGGGGCGGUGCUGGUGGAGGCGGCGGGUUUGGGGGCGGUGCUGGAGGUGGCGGCGGGUUAGGCGGUGGUGCUGGAGGUGGCGGCGGGUUAGGCGGUGAUGGUGGUGGACUUGGAGGCGGCAUUGGGAAAGGUGGAGGAUUAGGUGGUGGAAUUGGCAAAGGUGGGGGAUUAGGAGGUGGAAUUGGUAAGGGAGGGGGAGUUGGCGGUGGGAUUGGGAAAGGAGGAGGUCUAGGUGGAGGGAUUGGAAAGGGCGGUGGCAUUGGUGGUGGGAUUGGAAAAGGAGGUGGGAUUGGUGGAGGUAUUGGGAAAGGUGGUGGACUUGGAGGCGGCAUUGGGAAAGGUGGAGGAUUGGGUGGUGGAAUUGGCAAAGGUGGGGGAUUAGGAGGUGGAAUUGGUAAGGGAGGGGGAGUUGGCGGUGGGAUUGGGAAAGGAGGAGGUCUCGGUGGAGGGAUUGGAAAGGGCGGUGGCAUUGGUGGUGGGAUUGGAAAAGGAGGUGGACUUGGAGGCGGCAUUGGGAAAGGUGGUGGAUUGGGUGGUGGAAUUGGCAAAGGUGGGGGAUUAGGAGGUGGAAUUGGUAAGGGAGGGGGAGUUGGCGGUGGGAUUGGGAAAGGAGGAGGUCUAGGUGGAGGGAUUGGAAAGGGCGGUGGCAUUGGUGGUGGGAUUGGAAAAGGAGGUGGGAUUGGUGGAGGUAUUGGGAAAGGUGGUGGACUUGGAGGCGGCAUUGGGAAAGGUGGUGGAUUGGGUGGUGGAAUUGGCAAAGGUGGGGGAUUAGGAGGUGGAAUUGGUGAGGGAGGGGGAGUUGGCGGUGGGAUUGGGAAAGGAGGAGGUCUCGGUGGAGGGAUUGGAAAGGGAGGUGGCAUUGGUGGUGGGAUUGGAAAAGGAGGUGGGAUUGGUGGAGGUAUUGGGAAAGGUGGAGGAGUAGGUGGUGGUGGUGGUGGUGGAUCUGGUGGUGGGAUUGGUGGUGGGUUUGGAAAGGGUGGAGGUGUUGGAGGAGGAAUAGGAGGUGGUUCUGGCGGUGGCUUUGGAGGAGGAGGUGGCAGCGGAGGUGGCUUUGGUGGUGGGGGUGGCAGCGGAGGUGGCUUUGGUGGUGGGGGUGGGUUUGGAGGCGGUGGAAUCGGACACCACUAAACUUUAUACGUUGCAUGCAUGCAUGCAUGCAAUCUCAUAUAAAGAAAAAAAAGAGAGCCCUCAAUAAAAAUAUAUUAACUAUGCAAUUUGUCUAGUAUUUUUAUUGUAUCGUCAUCAUAAUAAUUGAUUUCUUAAUUACUUAACGUUGUUACUCCGUUCAUGUGUUUUAUUUAUUGUACUUAAUUUCUUCCAAGAAUUUUGCACGCAGGCGCCUAUAUGCUCUUGCUUUCUCUUUAACUCAAAUGUGAACUUGUAUAAUUCCGAGCUCCGGCUAAGCUACACAUGAGACGAAGGAGAGUCAUUAUCAAAACGGCUCCUAUUUUUAUUUAAUAAUAAUAGCAAUUCCAUUUUUAUUUAAA
Messenger RNA from Populus nigra (black poplar), 2012 nucleotides. RefSeq names its product glycine-rich cell wall structural protein. The coding region runs from base 268 to 1653 and encodes 461 amino acids. NCBI's taxonomy places the organism in Eukaryota, Viridiplantae, Streptophyta, Magnoliopsida, Malpighiales, Salicaceae. The transcript has 2 exons. The record is from RefSeq and is a predicted model, not a curated record.